Anthonomus grandis grandis is the source of this 2269-nucleotide messenger RNA. RefSeq names its product sphingomyelin phosphodiesterase-like. Lineage: Eukaryota; Metazoa; Arthropoda; Insecta; Coleoptera; Curculionidae. The record is from RefSeq and is a predicted model, not a curated record. Gene Ontology annotation, biological process: ceramide biosynthetic process; sphingomyelin catabolic process. Gene Ontology annotation, molecular function: acid sphingomyelin phosphodiesterase activity. Gene Ontology annotation, cellular component: lysosome. Bases 282 to 2255 code for a protein of 657 amino acids. The transcript has 14 exons.
CAGUUUAUUUAGCUAUAUUAUCCCAUCGCCGUCUAAAUUAAUGAAGUCAUCAAAACCCCAAUGUUUAUAUUUUACCUAAAAUUAUUCGUAUAAAAUCAUUCGCGCUCGCGGUGUCGAUAUAUCAAGGUACACCGAUGGGUACCACCGGACAGCCUUGAGUUUUGUACUGAUGUUAAAUAUACGUUAUACCAUCAAAGUUAUCUCUUCAAUUAGCCUUAAGACGGUCAUUUAAUAACAAUCCCAAGUUCUUUAAUUUUCGUUCCAAACUUUUUUUUUAAGCCAUGUUCGUCCUGCAAAGUUUUUAUAAGAUUUUAGUGGUUCUUGCGGUGGUGAAAGUAUAUGAGCAAGUUCCUUUAAGCCCAAAAGAACAAUUUAAUAAUUUUAAAGACGACUGGGAAUACAAGCGAGAGCCUCAUAAGCUACCGAUGUUAAAUAAAUCAUCAAACCUCUUUCUCGAGCCAUUUUACUCAUUUGUUAAAGAUUUAAAAGUUCAAGGACUAGAUAAUGAUACUCAUAAGUAUAUGCCUUUAACCAGAGAAGCUAGGAUAUCUGGUGAUAUUAUUAGAACAAAAGUGUCCUGUGUAAUGUGCAACUUUGGUGUAAGACUGCUAUAUGAUGAAGUCAAACAGGGAACACCAGACCAAGACAUUAAAGCCAAAUUCCUCUCUAUUUGUGUUACUUUUCAAAUAGCUACUGAGGAAGUGUGCUCUGGCGUGUUUGAUACUUAUGGACCUGAAGUUAAAGCCGUAUUAAAAGUUAUUCAAAUAGGCCCUUCUGAGGUAUGCAAGUUGAUGCUGGGCGAGACAUGUCUUGGUGAGGACGUGCAUAGUCAUGAAUGGUCAUUGGAUCUCCCACCUCAAAAAAGGUCGAUCGCAUCUCGACCCUCACUACCGGAAGGUGGCUUACCAGUAUUUAAAGUAUUGCAGAUCUCAGAUACUCAUUAUGAUUUAGAUUACGCAGAGGGUUCUCCAGCCAACUGUAAAGAGCCACUUUGUUGCCGAGCUUACAGUACCCCAAGGCCUUUAGAAAAACCUUCAUUAGCCGGAAAGUGGGGUUCGUAUGAAAAAUGUGAUGCACCCAAAGCUUUACUGGAGGAUAUGCUCGAGCACAUCGCAUUACAGCAUCCUAAUAUUGAUUAUAUAUUAUGGACAGGCGAUUUACCUCCGCACGAUAUAUGGAACCAAACCAAAGAUUUUAACUUGAAAACCAUUAAUGACACUAUUGAGCUGGUGUCUUCUGCAUUUCCAAACACUCCGAUAUUUCCAGCUAUUGGUAACCAUGAGUCUAGUCCAGCUGGAAAUUUUGCUCCUCCGUGGAUGAAAGAUCCUAAUCAUUCUACCUCUUGGCUCUACAAUGAAAUGGCGGAAAGUUGGAAAAGGUGGUUGCCAGAUAGUGCUUCUGAUACUGUCUACCAUGGAGCUUUUUAUUCUGUAUUGCUUCGACCUGGAUUUAGGUUGAUAUCUGUGAAUACCAACUAUUGCCACUCACUAAGCUGGUGGCUUUUUGUCAAUAGUACCGAUCCUGCCAGUGAGUUAAAAUGGCUCAUACACGAGUUGAGCCAAGCGGAAGAAAAUGAAGAAAAAGUCCAGAUUAUAGGUCAUAUAGCACCUGGAAGCUCAGAUUGCAUGAAGGCAUGGUCAAGCAACUUCUAUGACAUAAUAAACCGAUAUAAGGACACAAUAGUGGGACUGUUUUAUGGACAUAGUCACGCCGAUGAAUUUGAAGUAUUUUAUGAAACUGAGGAGUAUAGUAAGAGAAACUCGUUUCAAAAACGCAUAAGGUGGAGGCUGAAUAAACAUAUUUCCGAACUGAAAUUUACAGGUGAAGCUAUAGCAGUUGCUUAUUUAGCACCAUCUGUCACUAGCUACACUUUCAAUAAUCCAGCUUAUCGCAUUUAUUACAUUGAUGGAGACUAUGAUGGAAGCACUAGGGAGGUAUUGGACCAUGAAACCUGGACUUUCGAUCUGGAAAAAGCCAAUAGGCCUGGUAACAGACCAGAAUGGUACAAAUUGUAUUCUGCUAAAGAUACUUAUCAGAUGUCUAGUCUGAGGCCUGCAGAGUGGAAUAAGUUGCUGGAGGCAAUGGUAACUGAUGAAGACUUAUUCGGUAUUUUUUACAGAAAUUAUUAUAGAAACUCUAUAGAGGCUCCAAUCUGCGAUAAGCAGUGCAAAGCACAAAUAAUAUGUGAUUUAAAGUCAGCCAAGUCGCAGAGUAGACAUCAGCUUUGUCAUGAGUUGGAGAAAGAAAAUAAAUAAAAAAAUAAUUUUAA